CACUAGUCACUGGCUCUUCAUCAGUAGGGACUCUUCAGACCUGCCAGGUAACCAGAGACAACAUGAGUACCAUGGUGCUUCCAACCACCACCACAGAGUACGACUAUGACUACUCCACGGACUCCUCGAUCACACCCUGCUUCCUGGACACAGCUGACUCGCUGGGGACGGCCUUCCGCCCGGUGCUGCUGUGGGUAGUGUGCGUGGUAGGCCUGCUGGGCAACGGGCUGGUGUUGUGGGUCUUGGCGUUGCACCGCGUUCGGACCAUGGCCGACGUGUGCCUGCUCAACCUGGCGCUGGCUGACCUCCUGCUCGCCCUGCUCCUGCCCCUCUGGACCCGCGCGGGCGUGGGCUCGGACUUGAUGAACGCCGCCCUCUGCAAGGUCACAGCCGGCAUGUACCAGCUGGGCUUCACCAGCGGCCUGCUCUUCGUCACGCUCAUGAGCCUCGACCGCUACCUCGCCAUCGUGCACGCCGUGGCGUCCUCCGCUGUGCGCAAGCUGCGCUACAGCGUCCUGGUCAGCGCCGCGGUCUGGGUGGCGGCCGCCACACUGGCCCUGGUCAAGGCCCUCUUCACCAUCAGCGACGACGAUGGGAAGUGCCUCGUGGAUUACCCCACCAAGACGCGGAAACUGGUGCACAACUUCACGGAGAUCUCCGUGUGCCUCGGCGUCUGCCUGCCCACCCUCACCUUCUGCUACGUGAGGAUUCUCGUGGUGGUGCGGCAGCAGCGUAGCUCCAAGAAGAGCCGCGCCGUGCGCCUCAUCUUCGCCAUCGUCUGCGCGUUCACCGUCUUCUGGGUGCCCUACUACGUGGCCGUGCUCCUGCAGACGCUGCAUCACGACCUGGACCUGUGGAGCUGGUGCCAGAUGUCCCAGCACCUGACGGUGGCGGUGGAGGUGACGGAGAUCGUGGCGCUCACCCACUGCUGCGUCAACCCCGUCAUCUACGCCUUCGUAGGGGAGAAGUUCAAGAAGGGCUUCGCCCUGGCGUUCGCCAGGCAUCCUCUCUGUGUGAAACUGUGCCCUCUGGCCUACACUGUCACAAGUACUUACUCGAAACCUUCAGACAACGACACCUCAAACACAGCUGUGUCUUCAGCACGCUUGGAAAACGUAGAAAAGGACUAUUGAUUAUGAAAUAUACUGUAUAUAAGUGAGUGAGUGAGUGAGUGUGUGUAAUGUAUGUGUAUAAUUGUAAUAGGAUUGUUUUCUGUAUUG
This is a messenger RNA of Alosa alosa (allis shad), 1220 nucleotides long. Its product is annotated as C-C chemokine receptor type 8. Lineage: Eukaryota; Metazoa; Chordata; Actinopteri; Clupeiformes; Clupeidae. Gene Ontology annotation, biological process: immune response; G protein-coupled receptor signaling pathway; chemotaxis. Gene Ontology annotation, molecular function: chemokine receptor activity. Gene Ontology annotation, cellular component: membrane. The record is from RefSeq and is a predicted model, not a curated record. The transcript has 2 exons. The coding region runs from base 63 to 1133 and encodes 356 amino acids.